Messenger RNA from Bolinopsis microptera, 909 nucleotides. RefSeq names its product probable ornithine decarboxylase. The transcript has 5 exons. Lineage: Eukaryota; Metazoa; Ctenophora; Tentaculata; Lobata; Bolinopsidae. Gene Ontology annotation, molecular function: ornithine decarboxylase activity. The record is from RefSeq and is a predicted model, not a curated record. Gene Ontology annotation, cellular component: cytoplasm. The coding region runs from base 1 to 909 and encodes 302 amino acids.
AUGGAAGGGCAGGAAGAUCUUCCGAAAGAACGAUGUCAUGUUCUUCACGACAUAACAAUGGAAGACUUUAUGAGAAGUAUAGCUGAGGAGAAGAAUGACAAAAUGCUGACUGAACCAUUCUCUGUCACGAACAUCUCAGCCAUUAUUGAUCAAAUAGAUAACUGGAAGAAAUGGUUUGGAUCAAUAGAACCGUAUUAUGCUCUAAAAGCACAGAAUAAUCCGGUGACACAGAGACUGUUUCACAGGAUGGGAUUAGGCUACGACUGUGCAUCACUGCCAGAGAUUCAAAGUGUGCUCUCUACUGGGUGUAAUCCUAACAAAAUCAUAGUAUCUCAUCCAUUUAAAAAUUAUCACUGUGUGGCAGAAGUGAUAAAACACAGAAUGCUGACAGUAGUAGAUUGUGCACAAGAAUGUGAAAAGAUCAAAAGGGUCUAUCAUCAGUUAAAAAAUCAGACGUUUCCCUAUGCUCAAAGUUCGUCACCAGAUAUGUCAGAAAUAGAGACUCCUCCCAUUAUCAUAAGAAUCAAGCCUUCAAAAUUAGCAGCAAGUAAAGUUGAGAUAUCUUUUGGCAACAAGUUUGGUGUUGAUUGGAGCAACUUUGAGGAGCUUGUUUUGCAUUGCAAGAAACUAAAGCUAGACGUUAAAGGGAUAUCGUUUCAUCCAGGAUUAAGGGCAGAUGAUGCUGAACCAUGGACAGACACAAUUAAGUUUGCUCGAAAAUGUUGGGAUAUCAUGCGUUCUCUAGACUUCAAUCCAAGCAUUUUAGACAUAGGGGGAGGCUACAAAAGUCGAGAUGAUGGUAAAGGAAUCCUUACAAAGGAAAUCGGCCACCUAAUUCAGCAAUCAGUUGAUAAAUACUUUCACUCAUUUGGAGAUGUCCCGACUGUUGUUGCCGAGCCUGGCGCGUAA